Molecule: messenger RNA, 716 nt
Organism: Colletotrichum navitas
Lineage: Eukaryota; Fungi; Ascomycota; Sordariomycetes; Glomerellales; Glomerellaceae
Exons: 1
Coding region: 106-576 (156 amino acids)
Source: RefSeq, a predicted model, not a curated record
GACGUUUGACGCACUUGGCUUUGACUUUUGACCUUGCACCGCCGGCCGAGCCCACACGUCGCCCGGCCGGCCGACGUGACGUACGAGUGUGGCCUGUUCCCAAGCAUGCGGCCAGCCUGCGACACUGCUGCGCGUUUUGGAUUGUUGUUAAGAAGGAAACGGGGACUAAAAAGAGAGAGAGAGAGAGAGAGAGAGAGAGAGAGAGAGAGAGAGAGAGAGAGUAUCGACAUUGCAUGCCUAACGCAGCAGCACAUGCGAUGCGCCGACGUUGCUGUCGUGCUCUACCUACUUCCCUUCACUUCGCUUUUGCUUUACUUGCUGCAUACGGCCGGCGGGACCAGCAUCUUGGUCGACCGCCGCUCUUUUCAGGAACACGCCCCUUGCACACCACACACACACACUACACGGCACACUAGCCUUCACGAUGCAUAUGUAUGCACGUACGGGGCGGUUUGGAAUAAAAAUAACAUUCUUCAGGGGCUUCAAAGAAUAAAAAUAAUUUUUUUUUAUUUUGAUUCUAAGAGAGAGGAUUCGUACGCAAUGUCGUUGCUGCGCCUCCACUUGUUGGCCUUUUAGGGAGGAAGAGCUUAUCUAGGCUCAUCAGUUAAUAGCGCUGCCUAGCUGCACAGCCUAUCUGAUAUCCGGCCGUAGUACUCCGUAGCCACCUAGGUAAUCACAGGAAAUACAAAGACGAAUGGACAGCUGACAGCUCGACA